This is a messenger RNA of Musa acuminata AAA Group (dessert banana), 1306 nucleotides long. RefSeq names its product expansin-A15-like. The transcript has 4 exons. The coding region runs from base 156 to 908 and encodes 250 amino acids. Lineage: Eukaryota; Viridiplantae; Streptophyta; Magnoliopsida; Zingiberales; Musaceae. The record is from RefSeq and is a predicted model, not a curated record. Gene Ontology annotation, biological process: plant-type cell wall organization. Gene Ontology annotation, cellular component: extracellular region.
UGUGGCCAGUAUCAUAAAGUUAGGGUAAAUCCAAGGGGGAACCUACCACUUCAAACCUCUAUUUAUGCCCCCUCGACUCCCUCCCUCUCCCCUCAAGCCAAUCAAGCCUUCCUCUUCUCCUCUUGUUCUUCCCCUGGCCAACACUCAUUGUCCCAAUGAGGAUGCGUCUUCUUGGGCUUGCUGUGAUUGCUUUCGUCUCGUUGCUCUCUGCUGCACAUGGGUAUGGAGGGGGAUGGACCAGAGCUCAUGCUACCUUCUACGGUGGAAGCGAUGCGUCGGGGACAAUGGGUGGUGCUUGUGGCUACGGCAACUUGUACAGCCAAGGGUAUGGGACUAACACAGCUGCCCUGAGCACAGCCCUCUUCAACAAUGGCCUCAGCUGUGGAGCUUGCUAUGAGCUGAUGUGCGUGAACGACCACCAAUACUGCCUGCGGGGAACCAUCGUGGUCACUGCCACCAACUUCUGCCCGCCCAACAGCGCCCUCCCAAACGAUGCUGGGGGAUGGUGUAACCCUCCCCUGCAGCAUUUCGAUCUCUCUCAGCCCGUCUUCCUCCGCAUUGCUCAGUACAGGGCUGGAAUUGUGCCCGUCGCGUAUCGCAGGGUCCCAUGCAGGAAGAGAGGAGGGAUCAGGUUCACCAUCAAUGGCCACUCCUACUUCAACCUGGUGCUGAUCACCAACGUUGGAGGAGCCGGAGAUGUGAACGCGGUGUCCGUCAAAGGGUCCAGGACCGGGUGGCAGUCCAUGUCCAGGAACUGGGGCCAGAACUGGCAGAGCAACAGCUACCUCAAUGGCCAAGCCCUCUCCUUCAAGGUCACCACCGGCGACGGACGCUCUCUGGUCUCCUACAAUGUGGCUCCUGCAAGCUGGUCCUUCGGACAAACCUUCAGCGGUGGCCAAUUCCGCUAAACCAUUUCGGAUCGCGGUAAAGAUUACAUUGCAUGGUAUAUACUGGAGUCUCAGUGUACAAUUUAGAGAUCAGAGGGGCUUGUUUUACUUCGGCCCUUCGUAGUAUUGGUAUUGAAUUCGUCGUCUAGGCCUUGUAUUAGAGGCUUACUACUGCUCUUGGAGAAGAAAAGUUAAGGGAACUGCUUCUCUCUUCGGGCAGAUGUUAGCAGUGGUGGAAUCCUACUACCCGCUCGGUAUCAGAUAGGAUGAGGGACGGGUGUUUUUGGUGUGGUGUUCUUUUAACUCUGAGAGAAGGAGGUUCUGAAGAGAAGGCUCCUUUUUGCUUGUACUGUUGUUGCAUUUGCUGUAUUAACCAUAUAAUUUAUGCUAAGUGGAUCUAUUUGUUUUGGAAGAUGUAA